GGGGAGGAGGGGGGAACCAACAGCUCCCUGGCCGUUCGUACUAAACCUCUAAACCUAAGCGUUUGCUUACACAGUGUUAGGGGCACACCAGCGGUGACGACAGGAACGAUAGUGUGUGUGCACGUCUCCGGCUGAGCGGCAGGACCCUGCGCGCGGAGAACGCACUAUCCCCUCCAGCAGGACGUCCGGAGAAUCGCCCCAAAAAAAAAUUACAGAGGCUUGUCAGCAAUAACUUGUGACUGCACUGGACACCUGACUUGCAAUAAUCUUUACAAGGACACUCUAAGAAGGAGAGAGACAGGAAAAAGGUAUGGCGGCGGCUUUACCCAGAACCCUCGGCGAGUUGCAGCUCUACCGCAUCCUGCAGAGGGCCAACCUGCUGUGCUACUAUGACGCCUUCAUCCAGCAGGGCGGCGACGAUGUGCAGCAGCUGUGCGAGGCCGGCGAGGACGAGUUCCUGGAGAUCAUGGCGCUGGUGGGCAUGGCCAGCAAGCCGCUGCACGUGCGGCGCCUACAGAAGGCCCUGCGCGACUGGGUCACCAACCCGGCCCUCUUCAACCAGCCGCUGACCUCCCUGCCCGUCUGCAGCAUCCCCGUCUACAAGCUGCCCGAGGGCUCGCCCACCUUGCCCGGCAGCGCCCGCGAGUCGCACGUCAAGGUGCCCAAGUGCAUCGCGGCUGCCUGCGUGGACCCGGGCAAGACCGAGGCGGCCAGCGCCAACGCGCCCCCCGGAGGCUCGCCCCUGCCGAGCAGCGCCGAGCCCCGGUUCUGGCCCGGGCAGGGCACGGAGAGCGAGCCGAGCCUGUCCCCGGCGGACGUGGGCUCCCCGGCGUCGCCCCGCGACGGCCUGGAGGCGCUGGAUGCGGCCGCUGUGCAGUCGGUGGCGGAGUGCGUGGAGAGGAUGGCGCGGGCCCUCCCCCGCAGUGACCUGGCCGACGUCAGGGAGCAGCUGAGGGGCAACAAGAAGCUGGCCCGCAUGAUCGGCCACAUCUUUGACAUGGGCGAAGACGACCCACGCAGAGAGGAGGAGAUCCGCAAGUACAGCGCCAUCUACGGGCGGUUCGACUCCAAGAGGAAGGACGGCAAGCACCUGACGCUACAUGAGCUGACAGUGAAUGAGGCUGCGGCCCAGCUGUGCAUGCGGGACAUGGCGCUGCUGACCAGGAGAGAUGAGCUGUUUGGCCUGGCACGACAGAUCUCCCGGGAGGUCACCUACAAGUACACCUACAGAACCAGCAGAUCUCGAUGUGGAGACAGAGAUGAGCCAUCCCCUAAGAGGAUAAAAACAGAGGAGGGGUUUUUUGACCUCCAGGAGGCGCUGCAGGCUAUCCACAUGCGGCAGGAGACGCUGAGAGAACAGCUUGCGCAUGCCAAGUUGAAAGGGGAGGAGACUCUGGGGCGGAACCUUCAGGUGCAGCUGGAGCGUUUACUGUCCAGGCAGAUGGAGAUCUUGCAGGAUGCGGCGGCGCAGGAGCGACUGCAGGCACUGGACUGGAGGAUUCCCCCUGCGGCCUUCAAACACAGCGCAGGCCGGCAGAGAACUAACGGGGUCUCCGCUGACCAGACCGGUGACCACCAAGCAGAUAGUCCACUGAACCUGCGGGUGCCUGGUCAGCGCCUCAGUCUGACUGAAGGGGACACUCCCUUGGGGAAACAGCUGGCCAAUGAGCUCAAGAGGCGCCAUUCUACUGGAGAGGGGACAAUCCCUACCACAGAAAACGGAAACAGGACAGACCUCUCCCAGAGCGCGCUCAACCUUUCCGACAAGAGGACCAUCAAAUCGGAACCGGAGGACUCCAGAUAACGCCUCUCUCCUCCCUCAUCUACCCUCCUCCUUGUUCAUUACAAAACACAGUUCAUUUGUUAGUGAAUACUAAGCAAGCACAGCUACAGUAGAGCCUUAACAACCAACGUUGCCUCGAAAGAAAAGUGUUCUUUUGUUUCGUAUUUCAUUUUUUUUUUUUUUUUUGCCAAAACGCCUAGAAUCCUUUGCCAGCUCUGGAGGAGACACUCACUCUCACUCUCCCUUCCUCUCUUUUCUGUCUGUCUCUUUCUGUCUGUUUGUCUGACAGAGUGAGGCCACGGCAGUCCUCUUGUACAUACGUUGUUUCUCUGCAAAGUGCUGUAUAUGGUGUUAUUUAAGAAUGUGUACAAAAAAAAAGAACGUUGUGAAAAUGUAUUUCUUCUGAAAAUGAGGGAAAACAGUGUUGCGUGUAUGUUUGAUACGUGUAUGUUUGGUACGGUCCUUGGCGGGCCAGCACAAGGUUUGGUUUCUGUGGGAGUCCACCGUGCAGGAAUCUCGUUCAGAGAACUGGACAUCUGAUUCCAGCCGGGGAGGAGACACCCAUGAGCGCAGCAGGUGCUGCUGAUGUGGUCUUGACCCACAGAGCAGGAAUUAGCUACUCUUCCACAGCAGUGCAUUUCAGUUCAUUUUCGCACAGGCUAAAGCACUUCUGCUUUGCCCUUUAGCACUGCAGUUGAACCGAACCUUGUGUUUUGAUGAUUUUUAGCAGAUUCGGGUGGGCACAGAGACCCCAAGGACGAUGAUAUCACAGUGUGGGUCCUAAUAUGUGUGGAGAUCAAACUCCUGCUUACUCUUCAGCUAUUAAGAAUAAGCACAACUCCGUAUCUCACCCUGAUAUGUGUCAUUUUCUGGAAGGUGGUGUUCUUUAAAAAUCUCAUGAUUGAUUAAGAAUUUAAGAGGGA
This is a messenger RNA of Megalops cyprinoides (Indo-Pacific tarpon), 2706 nucleotides long. RefSeq names its product NGFI-A binding protein 1b (EGR1 binding protein 1) (gene nab1b). Gene Ontology annotation, molecular function: transcription factor binding; transcription coregulator activity. Gene Ontology annotation, biological process: negative regulation of DNA-templated transcription. The transcript is spliced from 8 exons. The record is from RefSeq and is a predicted model, not a curated record. Bases 311 to 1804 code for a protein of 497 amino acids. Gene Ontology annotation, cellular component: nucleus. NCBI's taxonomy places the organism in Eukaryota, Metazoa, Chordata, Actinopteri, Elopiformes, Megalopidae.